GACGCUCAACGCGGGCUUCCUGUGGCUUCUGGGCGCUGCUCUGCUUGGUCCUCUGAACUGUUGGACGGAUUGUUUGUUGUGGCUGCUUUUUGAGAAAUAAUGAACAACUUCAGUGUUUGGGAAGUUUCUUUUGGGACUUAACUACAUCUUACAACGUGUCUGCACCUGUUUAUGAAUACAAAACUGGAGUUUGGAGAAGACCCGUGGUCCCUCGGCCCCUCUGGAUACAUUACAGAUGGUCUCCAGCUGAACUGAAGCCAACAUUUGGCUGCUCCAUUUAAAAACAUGGCAGACAGUUUUUACAAGUUGGAAGAUGAAGCCUUCCCCAGUUUCCUCUGCAAGUCUCUGGACAGCACCAGUGGCCGUGCCACACUGGGGAAUGUGACAUUGGGUUCAGGCCCAGGACUUCCAGUGGCUGCCUCUACAGUGGCUAAAAUUAAACCCGGCUCUGACAACAGAGGAGAUCCUGUUGAGGCGUCAUAUCUGGAGGCCAACUCACAGUCAUCUGUUCGAGAACAGCCCAAGUUUGCCCUGAGCUUCAAAGAUGACUUGGACAACGCGGAUGACUUCAUCGCAGCCCACCGUUUUUCAGACAUGCUGGUGAAGAUUAAUUUGGAUGACAGCGCAUCUCAAAAGCAAGGCUCCAUGCUGGGGCUUCCUCCCACACAGAUGGGCUCAGUCCACGGCCGGCCCACAGAACUUGCAACAGAUCUGUCAACAGGGCUUCUGACGUUUGCACAGUUUGGACAUAAAGAUAGCACAGAUGCAAAGGCUCAGCCCUUUGCGGCUACAACUGAGGCGGACAAUGUGCAGAGUGAGGGAGUGGACAGUGACCAUUUCAGUGGGAGUAACUCAAGCUUCCUGGCAAAUGAGAAGCUCAUGUCUGUGGACAGCAUGAACAGCGAUAUCACAGAUGAUGACAUUGAUUCGAACAGCCUGCCUGAUGAUGAGCUGGAGCUGUAUUUCAAUAAGCUGGUGCCUCCUGCCAUGCAGAGAGGCAGAGUGGAGGGCCAGGAGAUUCCUGCAACAGGACUGCCGGGUGCUACUGACAACACAUCAAACUCAAGCUCUACAGAACCAGAACAGUAUAGACACCAGUUCCUUGAUGACUACAGCCAGGAUGACUUCCAGAUGCCUGAUGUGCGUCUGGCUGCUACAGGUAUGGACUCCUGUCCUGCCAGUGAUGAGGACACAGAGGAUGAGCUGGAGUCUGCCAGAAGGAACAGCAGUGCUACCAGGACACGGCUGCUGCCCAGCACCUCCAGACAACUGGUUGGAGAGAGUAAUCGUCCCAGUUUCAGGCCGGGCUUAGAGGGAGGAAGUUCUGAUGAUGAGGCUUCCAGUGGCCGCGGCGGUCCAUCUCUGUCUGGGAUUGAACACAGACGAUCUGCAGAGGGACAAGUCAUCAACCCUCCAGUCACAGGAGAUGGAGGAGGUGGGGAUGGGAGCAGUGGGAGUGAGGAAAGCGGAAAUGACGGUGGAGUUUCGACCAUCCCUCUCCCAAUGCCUGUCGUCCAGACCACCUAUGAUGUCCUGCGUGGGCUGGGGAUUGUUGGUGAGGAUGAGGACGGCGAUCUAGAUAUGCCAGGACGUGGAAGGAACGGACUCUCCAGACAUACUGAGAUGGGUGACCGUGUGGGUCCGGUAGGAAUAGGAGAGGCCAGCUCUUCUUUUCAGGCAUCAAGGGGAACUCAGAGGCUUUCUCCCGUCAACUGGAGCAUGGUCCUGGACCGACAGGAAGCACUGGAUGCCAUGGAGAGCACAGAGUCGGGACCCACUGGUGACCGACUGUUGGACUCAGCCUACCUGAGGGGUGGAGCUGGACUCAGGAGACCUCAGGACUCAGCAAACCUAACUUUCUUCCAACUUCAAGGCACCCAGGGGAGCUUCCACCUCUCCCAGGUACUGCUGCCUGAAUGUGAUGACGAGGAUGAUGAUGAUGAUGGAGUAGAUGAGCUUGAUGGUGCCAGGUCUUCCUUGGGCUUAAGGGGAGGGCCUUGCGGUAAUGUGAAUGCCGCAGAGGCCUCAGACAGUACCAGUGAGGAUGACAACAACCCCCUUUCCACCUCCCUGGAACCCAAGUAUUUCUCCCAGAGCUUCCACCAGGAACAAGAAGAUUCAGAUGAUGGAUGGAACCACUGCCCAGACAACCUGGAGCUAGAGUUUCAACAAGGGGCCGAUGCCACUCAUAGUGUGGUGUACCAGAAUGAAGAAGGGCAGUGGGUGACAGACCUGGCAUAUUACUCCUCCUUUGAGAAAGAGGUUGAUGGGAAGACAUCAGAGAACACUGGCCAGUGUCAGACUGAGGACUUUGUUCCAGCAAGUGAUGCGAUGGAAAAGAUAGUCAAGGAUCAAGAGGAAUUUGAGAAGGAGCACCAAUUCAUGCAGGAGGAGAAGAUUGAACCAGCCAGCAGCAACAGCACCAUUAACAGUGACUCCUCUUGGAAGGCCCCCACCAACAGCAACAUCCUGAUGAGGGCUUCUGAGGUCUCUUCGGAGUUUAAGCAGGGGGACCAAAGCUACCUUCGGCUGACUUUAGGGCAGUUUUUUGGACAACGCUCUGAAGCCCUGGGCUGUCUGGGCAGCAGUGAUGAUGAGGAUUGGGUUAAACGGCCGUCCUUUGGCUACAUCAUUACCUCUCCAGAGAAAAGGGAACCAUUUCCCCUAAUUCACCCCUCAGACUUCUCAGCUAGAGACUCUCCUCGCAAUGACACCACGGAAAUCAGCGAAGCAGACAAAACACUCCAACCAGAGGACCUGGACAAAACUCUUGAGGCACCAGGUGAAAGGAUGUCACCGAAAGGUGAUACUGAUGUAGAACCAUGUGAACAGGAGGACCAUACCGUUAGAGCUGCACUACCUGACCACAGUGAGGGCUCUGGCUCUGAUUCAAGCUUGGGUAACCAAAGCUGUGUGUCCCCCAACACUAACCGCAGCAAUCUGAUGCUGAGUAUCAGCACAAUUGCUUCAGCCAUUGCUGAUGCGUCCAUCAGCACCGACCCAUCGCAGCUGGCUGCCAUGAUCGUAGAGCUGACGAAGAGGAGCAGGGUGAGGAAUCGACCGGACUCCAAUAGGCCUGUUGGUCCUUCUGUUAACUGCACAGAGGAACCACACUCAGCUGAACAUGUCCUCCCUGAGCCAGAUCAGAGUGGCAUGCUGGAUACGCUGCAGAGAAGCAUCUGUGUUGGAGAGCUGAGUGCCUUCGACAUGGAAAAAUACCUGAAACAGACUGAUGUGUCAGGCAGCUGUGAUGCCUCUGUGGCACACACGACCUUUGACCUGACCGGCUGGGCUGACUACCUCAGUACCUCCCAAAGGAACCCUCAAGCAGGACAUCCUGAGGAACAGGGGCACUCAGCUCAGCGAGUGGAUAGUGAGACUCAAACAAAGCCCACAAGAAGAAAAAGUGAGGAGAAAGACAGAGGAGGAGAGACGGCAUUAAACACUAACUCAUCUGCAGUGCCCUUUCCAAAUGCAUCAUCUCCAGGUGAUAAGGGUCACUCAAACAGAAGCUCUAUUCCUCGUCCUCGCACAUCUCUCAGCUCUGGCAGAAGGUCUGUGGGCUCAGGGCAGUCCUUCGCUCUUGCGCCUCCUGCAGAUGAAAUGACAACAUGUGAUAACUCUACUUCUUCUGCUACCAAGACUUGUAGUUCCUCAGGCAGGACCCUCACAGAAAAUGGAGUCAAGCUAGUGGAACUGAACCCACAAGCAUCCAGCAAUAUUAGGUCGGACAGACUGAGUAAUUCUCCAGAGAAGAGACCACCACCGAGGAAUAUCGUUGCUGCUCCACUACCUCGUAGCUCUGUGGAAAAGCAUGUUGGCUUCUCUUGCCAAAACACCCAGCCUCCACCAGACCCUGCAUCUGAGGUGCUGAAGGGUUUUCCUGAGCCCUGUGUGGAGGAGACGCAGUGUAACUUCAGACCGUCCACCUCUCCGCUUACUCACUCCUCUCCAAGUCAGACCUCCAUUCCCAGUGCUGAUAGCAUGGUGUCACCUACGUCGUCCAGCGGUGGUCUGGCAGACAACCGUCCAGGUGUUGACCUCUCUCCUGAGUCUACCUGUACCAGCCCUAGUUUCAGCAGGCUCACAUACAUCUCAAUGAAUGAUGGCACUGUCAUACCUUCACCUGCGAGGCAAAAGAAUAACUGCACCAUGGCACUGAGCACCACCAUCAUCAGAUUCAGUCCAACUCCACCUGUGGAACCAGAUGCACAGUCUGACCCCGAUAUUCUUGGCCUUCCCAAAAGCCUGGACCAGGUGCAACCGCAGCACUCUAAAAGUCUGGACCCACUUCCAGCGCAGCAGUGUAAAACCCCGGAGCUCUCACGUAGUGCUUCUGGUCUGAGCUGUACUCGCAGCCAGAGUGAAUGUAACUACCACUGCCCCGGGGACAGAACUGCUGAUCUUUCAGCAGGCUGCAGGAACCACAAGCACCUCUCGGAGUCCAAUGUAAGACAGCUCACUAAAGUCGACUCAGGCUAUUGCAGUAAUGUGAACAUUCAGCAAACUAGCAGCACUGCAGCUCCUCAGAGCUCCCAGCAGUGGGGAGCUCCCAGCUCGGUGUCCUCAUCGGUGUAUGCUAGCGGCCUUGGCAUGCCUCCGUCCUACACAUCAGAGGGACUUCACUAUGUGCCCAUCCCCAGCUUUAAACCCCAAUGUGCUGGCUUGAUUGACAUUCCCCACCAAGGAGAUAUGCAGUCCCUCCUCGCUGGACGCGCUCUCUUCAACUCUCAGCUGGCUCAGCAGUAUUUGGGACCUGAAGCUCCAUUACGUCCUGGUGUUUAUCAUGUGGGAGCAACAGGAAAUGGUCUCUUCAGUGUGUCCUCUACAGGUAUACCUAACAAUGAUCUCACAGUGAGACACGUCCAUCCCACAUCAGGUCCUCUGGGGAUUUCUGGGUCUGCCGGGUCACAUUUCCUCCCUAGACCCCAUCAGGGCCAGCAGGACAUGGAAAUGAUGGGGAAACCCUACAGUCAAUAUGGUGCAGACCAACUGGUGGCAGGUGGUCUUGAGGAUCUGAGAGGCCAAGUGGUGGUGCCAGAAGAGCUGCGGUUCCCUCACACCUGCUGUGUAGGCAUCGCUUCACAGACCUCCCUCAGUCUCUUCAACCCCUCUGAGAGAUGGCAGCAAGUGUCAAUCACUGUCACCGGCCUGGCCAUCGAUGGAGAGAAGGUGGAUAGCUUGCCGUACCAGUGGCUUAUAGUGAAGAACAAGACGAUCAUUGCCCCCAAGAGUACAGAGGAGCAGAAGGUGUUGUUCAUCCCUCCACAGGCUGGUGUCUACCAGUGCGUCUUCAGUGUUUGCUCCUGGCCUGCAUCCGCGGAGACGGAGGUUGCUGCCAGGGCCAGCAUCUUUGCUAAAAGGGUGGUGCUGGUUGCCAUAGCAGAGAAUCCUGCACUAGAGGUUGAAGUAAACAAAUCUGGCUGUCUGGAUUUUGGAGACCUUCCAGGAGGCAGUGCCAAAUCCCUUCCUCUCAAACUGUUCAACAGGACUCAUGCUACAGUGCCCAUCCGUCUGGUCAUCAGCGCAAAUGCUACAGCAUGGCGAUGCUUCACCUUUUCCAAGCACCCUGUUACCCUUACAUCUGAGGCAACGCAGCAGGCUGGACACUCUCCCUCGGUGAUGAAUCACGUGAUGCAUGCCAGCUACGGAGAGAAUCCACAGGGCUUCAUGGUCUGGGUUCACUUCAAGGCCCCCCAGAAGUACACCGUUUCUUCAGGAGAGCUUGGUCCGGCUGAUGACUACAGUGCUCGGGUGGACAUUGAAGUGGACUCUCCCGGUCCUAGUCAUGUGAUCAGUAGUAUUCCCCUCAGGGCCAGGUCUGGAACUGCAAGGGUCCACGCUCCUAAAGACCUGCAGACUGUCAGCCUGUCUGCUCCACUGGGUAUAUCUAGUCAACAGACGCUGCCAUUAAAGAAUGCAGGAAACAUUGACGUGCAGCUGAGACUCAAGGUCAGUGAUGCUGAGGACAGUUUCUCUGUGACACCUGAUGAACUGUCGCUGAGAAUGGGAGAGGAGCAAGGCAUCAUUGUCUCCUUCAAAGCACAGGGCAGCAGGAAAUAUCGAGAAAGCCUGCUCACCAUCUUGGUGCUGCCAUCAGGUCCUCAGUAUGAGGUAACCCUGAAAGGAGACGUUGUCCCAGAGGACUCUGGGAAACCUGCCGUUCCCUCUGCCGCCGUCUUUGAUCCUGGUGUUGCCAACAAUGUUCCACCAAUCCUCUCUAAUAAACAGUUCGUAGCCUGGGGAGGGGUCACGCUGGGACGAGCUGUCCAACAGAAGCUGGUUCUGAGGAACAACUCGUCCAACACCACGCAGCAGCUACGGCUGCUUAUUCGUGGUCAAGACCAGGACUGUUUUCAGCUCCAGAGUAUGUUCAGUCCUGAAGAGCGUCUGACCAGACAUGGGGAGCUGUCCAUUCGUCCCAGAGAGGACGUGACCGUCCACCUGCUCUUUGCUCCCACCAGGGUGGCUUGCAUGUUGGCCAAGCUGGAGAUCAAACAGUCUGGAGUCCGGCCUUCACAGCCAGGGAUCAAAUUCACUAUUCCACUGUCGGGCUACGGCGGGACGAGCAACAUCAUCCUGGAGGACCAGAGAAAACAGGCAGACGGCUAUGUGGCAACGCUGAACGACAUCGCUGUCGGUCGCGUCAGCAAAGUGUGUCUGUGCGUGAGGAACACUGGCUCCAGAGCAGCUUUCAUCAAAGCCGUGGCCUUCUCUGAUGUGCAGACACGAUCAGUUAUGGAGCCCUCUGUCAUCAGCCUCGCCCCGUCACAGUUUGUACUUAAGGAAAGGACGCAGGAGGUAAUCACUGUGCUAAUGAAGUCCACCCAGAGAGAACAGUCCCUGUGUCAGACGGCCAAUGCACUGCUGGCUACUAUCUGUCUGUUUUGUGGAGAUGAGGUCUCCAGGCAGCAGUAUAGGAGAUUGCUUCAGAGCAAACCAGAGGCGGUGCGGAAGGCUCUGUCUGAAAACAGUCUGCUGAAAAACAUCAACUUCAAUGAGAAAUUCCUGGGAGAAGAAAAUGUGACAGAGAACUACGACCUGCCCCAACGGCCCAAUGAAGCUCACAUUUUCUAUGGAAACAUGAGUAAGGUGGUGGUGUCGUUGCUGGGGAGUAUAAAGAGCACAGAGCAGAAAGACCACACUGAGCUGCUGCUGCCCUCUGCUAGACACGGUUCAGAGACAGACAGUGGUUUGGCAAAUGGCAAUGUGUCUCUGGACGUGCUACCAGUGAAAGGUCCCCAAGGUCCAGCCCUGAGGGUAGCAGAGCCCUCCUUAAAGGCCUCAGAGCCAUUACACAGGCAGCCUGAGUCCUGGACCAUCCACCCAGAACAACUUGUCCUUGCAGCUCCCACCAUCAAUGGUGCAGCCACCACCAGUCAGGUUCAGAUUCGGAACAAUACAUCCAGAGAGCUGAGCUUUGAUUUGUCGUGGCCCGCUCACUGCCUCACCAUCACCCCUCAGCAUGGAGUCAUCGAGCCUCAGUGCCACCUACAGAUUUUGAUCAGCCCCAACCCUUCACUAGCAACUAAAUCCACCCUGCUGCCAUGGAGUGGGCAGAUUUAUGUCCAGUGUGACAGUCAACAGAAGUUUAUUAAGGUCCAGAUUCGUGGGGACCUGGCUCUGGAUGUGUCCGCUGCCCCGGCAGACACCACUCUGUCAGCCCUACCUCCUCAGGCUGCCACCCCAGUGCUGCCUGUGGCCAGGCUCACUGCCAGGCCGUCAUUACCGCCGCAGACACCACAGGCACCUCAAGCCCUGUUGGAGAUCAGCAACAAGACCAUCAUGUUCCCCACCACUCCCUCAGGGGAAACAUCAGAGGCCCAGCUGGAGGUGCUGAAUGGGGAAGUGGAAGUGAGGUGGUACCUGUCAUCAUUUGCUCCUCCAUAUGUCAAGGGGGUUGACAACACCGGAGAUGUUUACCGGGCCACUUACACUGCUUUCAGGUGCUCCAGGGUCUCCGGCACGCUGGGAACCCAUGAGAAGAUGCAGGUGCCUGUUACUUUCCUGCCCAGGGACAGAGGGGACUAUGCCCAGUUUUGGGACUUGGAGUGCCACCCUGUGUCUGAGCCCCAGCAGAAAACCAGAAUCCGCUUCCAGCUCUGUGGCACUGGAGUAAAGCCCGGACCAGUGGAAGCACCACAGGAAGGAGACUGCUCUCUGGUGAAGACAGAGGCCUCAGUCAAGACCAGGAAGAGAGCUGAUGCCUCAGCAGGCAAGACCAGUCAGGAGGAGGCUGUGCGGAGGGGCGUGUAUUCUCCACAGGAUCUCUACACCUUCCCAGACACACGGCCGGGUGAAUCCAGCACUCUGAAGGUCAACAUCCGCAACAACUCGUCAGACACACAUGAGUUGAAAUUUGUAAAGCCUACGGAGCCCUUCCACAUCAAGCAUUCCAAAUAUUCCCUGAGAGCGCAGCACUAUCUGAAGCUACCCGUCCAGUUCAAGCCCAGUACUGCAGGCAGACACGCUGGCUUGCUGCUCAUCCAGUCAGAAACAAGUGGAAGUCUUGUUAUUCAGCUGACCGGUGAGGCAUCGCCUUGAAUCUACCAUCCUACGCCACCUCCUCAUGCUGGCUGGCUGGCUGGCUUUGGGUGGAUGCUCUUCCCUGUACUAUUCAUCGUGGGACAGACGAGAGGAACAGAGAGGAAAAGGCAAAUGGAUCAAACCACAGACUUGAGUCCUUCCUCAUCAUCAUAUUUGGAGAGAUAUAGCUCUAGAGAUAUAUUUAGUUGCUGAUUAAACGGAGACUCUACCGCCAACUCAGUCCCGUCUGCCUCUGGAGGUGGCACAGGUGUCCUCAGCCGAACCCGUGAAAAAUGAUUGUGCCUGUUUGCGCCUCGAGCUGAAUGAUUUGGUCUGACUGGCUCACAAUUAGUCUGACAUUUCACAGCGCUAAUGAUUUUUGUCACUUCACUCUAGAUCUGGUAUUUCCCUUAUCCCUGAGUCAUGUCACAAGGCGGCAUUGUUGUUGCCACGGCGUCUGUCAGACAGCACCGGUUGGGAUUACUUUGAGUUGGCCACACAGGAAUGCCUUUGUGUCUUGUUUGGUAACAUGGCUGUGGGGAUUUUUGUUUUGUUUUUGAAAAGCCAAACCAUGUCUUUUUUUGCCAUGUUACAUAGUGAAAAUCAGAAAAAAGGAACUGGGCAUAUUUUUGUCUCGAACCUGAUUAAGUCAUAAGUAGGGCUGACCCGAAUGCUUCGAAGCUUCGACCGUUGCCAUGGCAUUCAACCUCCAAAUCACUAUUCGAAUUCUUCGUUUUUCUGAGUAUGUAAUAUUAAAUCCCAAAAUAGCCUAUGAAAUAAGGAAUAAUCCUACAACAUUAUUCAUAAUUCAUAUUCAACAUAAAGAUCUGACGGUGAGGACAUUUUCCCACCGGUUGAUAAGUUCAUGACACCAGUGUUACCGGACAUUUUACAAGGAAAUGUGACGCUAAAUAAAUGUUGCGCCCUUACUUUGAUCUUUAACGUUGGGUGGCUGUGUGUCUGGCCUCUCCGGUCCAGCUUUCGCUGCGGGGCCGCAGGUUUCCACCUGGCACCAGUGCGCCAUGCACACCGGCUGUGACCGCUCCG
Sebastes umbrosus (honeycomb rockfish) is the source of this 9573-nucleotide messenger RNA. RefSeq names its product centrosomal protein 192 (gene cep192). The transcript is spliced from 52 exons. NCBI's taxonomy places the organism in Eukaryota, Metazoa, Chordata, Actinopteri, Perciformes, Sebastidae. The record is from RefSeq and is a predicted model, not a curated record. Gene Ontology annotation, molecular function: protein kinase binding. Gene Ontology annotation, cellular component: centriole; cytoplasm; pericentriolar material. The coding region runs from base 286 to 8544 and encodes 2752 amino acids. Gene Ontology annotation, biological process: mitotic spindle assembly; centrosome-templated microtubule nucleation; protein localization to centrosome.